This is a messenger RNA of Sphenostylis stenocarpa, 660 nucleotides long. NCBI's taxonomy places the organism in Eukaryota, Viridiplantae, Streptophyta, Magnoliopsida, Fabales, Fabaceae. The record is from the annotation of a GenBank genome assembly.
AUGGCUGUGGCUGAUGAUGCAUUUGAUGAGCAGUGUGAUUACCUCUUCAAGGCUGUUCUGAUUGGAGACUCAGGAGUUGGGAAGACAAAUCUGAUAUCAAGGUUUGCAAAAGAUGAAUUCAGGUUGGAUUCCAAGCCAACUAUAGGUGUUGAAUUUGCAUACAGAAACAUCAAAGUCAUGAACAAGCUCAUCAAAACACAGAUAUGGGACACUGCCGGCCAAGAGAGGUUUAGGGCUAUCACAAGUUCAUACUACAGAGGAGCCUUGGGGGCAAUGCUGGUGUAUGACAUAACCAGGCGAGCAACUUUUUUGAAUGUAAGAAAAUGGUUGCAUGAGUUGAGAGAGUUUGGAGGAGAAGACAUGGUGGUUGUUUUGGUGGGAAACAAAUGUGAUUUGAGGCAAUCAAGGGAAGUUGAGAAAGAAGAAGGAAAAGGGUAUGCAGAAACAGAAGGGUUAUGUUUCAUGGAAACCUCUGCUCUGCAGAAUCAGAAUGUUGAGGAAGCAUUUUUAGAAAUGAUCACAAAGAUUCAUGACAUUAUAAGCCACAAAAGUUUGGAAACCAAAAUGAAUGGAACAUCAUUAAAUCUUCUUAGUGGGAAGGAGAUCCACAUACCUGAUGAAGUCACUGCUACUAAACAAGCUAAUUAUUGUUGUUCAUGA